This is a messenger RNA of Saccostrea cuccullata (small rock oyster), 2586 nucleotides long. RefSeq lists its product as uncharacterized. Gene Ontology annotation, molecular function: protein kinase A catalytic subunit binding; cAMP binding; cAMP-dependent protein kinase inhibitor activity. The transcript has 12 exons. Lineage: Eukaryota; Metazoa; Mollusca; Bivalvia; Ostreida; Ostreidae. Gene Ontology annotation, biological process: negative regulation of cAMP-dependent protein kinase activity. Gene Ontology annotation, cellular component: cAMP-dependent protein kinase complex. Bases 265 to 2466 code for a protein of 733 amino acids. The record is from RefSeq and is a predicted model, not a curated record.
UGAACGCAAUGAACGUUCAGUUCGUGUCAAUAGUCUCCGGGAACUCUAUGACUGGGCUGAUUUCAUUAUAACUCCGCAUCGCGUGCACCAUUCCAAGUGUUCGUUUUUCCCUUUACGUGAUAUCGCAGAGUGUUUUCAUUUUUUCCUGCGGAUUCUUUACGUAAUAUAUUCCUGUGAAGGACUUUAAUGCACAUUCCAUACUUAUAGUUCCGUGCCAUGAGGAUGAAGAAGGUUCUUUGACAGGAAAGUAAAACAAAAGGAAGAAUGGGAUCUAACGACAUUUCUGCCCACGUGUACGAGCGUGUAAUCAGCAUUAUAAGUAAGCCGCCCCACAGAAGGACUGAACUAGAGAUCUGUCAGAUCCUAUCCUGGUUCAAGAAAAAGUCGGAAUUAUUCAAACAACUCAAAGACGAGAUUAUUGCUGACAUAGUGAAGAACUGUGAAUUCGAGACAGACGACAAAGAUGACGUCAUCAUAAAGCAAGGAGAUAAAGGCGAAUGUUUCUUCAUUAUCCUAAGUGGAACAGUAUCUAUUUAUAUCAAUACAAAUUUUGGUGCUGAUGAUGACGCGGGAAAUACGUCACCGGAAGUUGAAGUGGUGAGAACUAAAAGCGGAGUACGAAACAAACCACUUGAUAGGUCUAUUUACGGGAAUUAUGUGGGCAAAAUUGAUGCUGGGCGGAGUUUUGGAGAGCUAGCUCUGAUAAACGCCGAUUGUAUACGGAAUGCCACGAUCAUUGCCGAUGAGAAAACCGAUCUGGUUAUUGUCAACAGGGACUUGUACAAGAGAUCACUCCAUGAAUUUCAGGCUAAGGAUUUUGAAGAUAGGAAGCGGUUUGUGGACAGCCAUGCCAUGUUCGAUAACUGGAUGCCUAAGUACAAAAAGCAGAUGGCAAUGAGUCUAAGGCGGGAAAAAGUCCUGUUUGACUCCACCAUUGUCCGCCAGGGGGCGCCCGUUGAUGGCAUUAUGUUUUUGUUAAGUGGUCAGGUGAAAUUGCUGAUGGACCCUGUGUAUCACACAGUGCAGUAUCCGAACUAUUUCCCGAUAGCGGAUCCCGAAGACUUAGAGCGAACUCAGGCCAGGGAAUUACUACGCAGAGAGCUGAGCAUAUCUCCGUCCAAACUCGAGGACUAUAAAAAGUAUUCACCCUCCACAGUGUCCUCAAUGUCCUCCUCCGAGAGCCGGUGUAAAACUAGGACCUCCCAGGUGCCGAGACACGCCAUGGAGGUCUGUAAUCUGGGGGCCUUCGAGAUAAUAGGUGACCUGGAGGCGGUGAUUGAUUUACCUACAUACUGUUACACGGUGAAAUGUUCCCAGGAAGCGGAAGUGUUCAUUCUCGACCAGAAAAACUAUGACAGACUGAUAGAAAAACGCAAUCCUAAAGUUAUUGAAAUUCUUAAAGAGUCAGUCAGAGAAAAAUAUAAACUGAGACUAUCAUGGCUUCCAAAAAAGGAACUUCCACUUAUACGAUACUUUCUGUUUAUGCUUCGGGAGGAGGAACGAGCAAAAAAGACUCGUCCCCAGAAAACAAUCAACAAAGAACCCACACAAGAUUGGAGUGUGUCCAACCUUAAAAAAGGACCCUUAAUAGACAUGUUUGGACCCGGGAGUGUGUUCUUCCUGAUUCGAAUGAAGGAAAAACAACGUCAACUAGAAAAAGAACGUUACCAGGGUGCCAAAAAGAGGCUGCAACAGACACGUCCAAGGAACCCGCCAAAGAUUGCUCCUACAGUAGAAACAAUUAUGUACCAGAGUUCAAACGAAGGAACAUUUGUGUCACAGUUAGGGCGGGCGUCCACACUGGACAGCGGGGUUGGUUCCAGUAGAACUCCAGAUAGAAUGGAGGAUGUCUCAUGGGAUGACAGUGGCAGAGAGUCUUCCCACAGUCGACUUGUCUGUGAAAGUUCACAGGGUCGCCAUGGAGAUAUGUCGCCUAGUCACGACUUCACCUUUAUUGACCCGGAAAUUAACGAUGAUAACCUUUUACGACUUGAACAAAGACUUGAAGCUUGGAAUAAUAAAAUGUCUUCCGAAACUCAGAGGAAAAAGAACACGAAACCUGUCAAACUACCUCGAUAUGUGCAUGAGGGUCCCUUGGCUCCCAUACCUGGUAAAAAGGUGUUCAUAAAGCCGAUACGGAGGAAAGACAUUGAUAUUAUUGAGACUAUAAAAAAGAACCUGGAGGACAAUAACUCUAGUUCACUAAGCAGUUACAGAGAGGCGGAGUCCCUCGAUCGCAGCGCCCCGCAGACAGCAUCAUCGGUCAGAAUCCAAACAAACGGAAAGAAAAUUCGACAUCGGCCCUUUAACGUUUCGUUUGGUCAGCAUCCUAUUGUGCGCCGGAAAAGGGCCGCAAAAGCGAGACAAUACACCGCGGAAGAAUAUGACGCGCUGAAAGAAGAACUUCGCCGGAAACAACAAACAUUUAAGUCGAUUUUUACCCGACCCCAGUCGGCGUUUGCCUGAAGAUUUUUCGACUGACGACCUGGAAUAAGAAGAACACCCUCUCAUCAUUGUCCUCGUAUAGAAGAUAUUGAUUCUUGAAUUAACAUUAAAGUAUCUUAUGAAAAUCAAUUGUCAUACAGA